GGACCGAACUGGGCGACGCAAUUCCCGUCUCGACUGCAGCGAUUCACCUUUCGCAGACAAAGCCGGGGACUUUGAGAUGCCUGCACGCUCUUCGAGCCAGGACGAGGCCUCAUUCCUAGCGGCGCUGGCUGAAGUUGACCCGUUCAAGGAGGACCUUAAUCGCACAGCGGCCACGCAACAAUUUGAAGAUCGUGUAGAUCGGCGAGACUUCCUUCUGAAAUUGACGCAGGCUCUGCUCACAUUCGGCUCGCCUUCCUACCGAAUAGAGUCACAGCUUCUCGCUGCCUCUGUCAUUUUGGAGGUGGACGCUGAGUUUGUCUAUCUGCCGGGUGUCAUUAUCGUCGUGUUCCACAAUCGGGAGACCAAGACGACGCGAUUGCACACUGUCAGGUCCAGCGGACGUCUUGCGCUCACUUACUUGCAUCGCGUUCACGACAUCUACAAGGACGUGCUUCACAAUCAGGUCAGGGUCAAAACCGGGACGAAGGCGAUCGACAACCUGUUGCACACGAAACCCUUGUACCCGGUAUUUUUCCGCUGCAUGCUGGCGUUUAUGUGUGCCUCUGUGAUCUGCCCUUUGGCGUUCGGUGGCAGUUUCGUAGAUAUGUGGAUCAGCGGCACCUGUGCUGCCAUUCUACAAUUUCUGGGCUUGCGAACCGCUGUCAAGAGCGCUCUGUAUGCACAUGUCUAUGAAAUAUCUAUCUCCUUUUUCAUUUCGUUCGUCGCCAAAGUUCUGGCUGGCAUCCCUGGGCAUAUGUUUUGCUACAGUGCCAUAUCAUCGGCCGGUGUAGUCCUUUUAUUACCCGGCUUCAGUGUUCUUGUUAGUUCCCUCGAGCUGACAUCAGGAAACUAUUUUUGCGGUUCAGUGCGCCUGAUAUAUGCGAUCAUCUACACACUCCUUUUGAGUUUUACCUUGAGUAUCAGUGAAGAUUUUUACACGACGUUCAAUCCGAAGGCUUUCCGUGGCGCUGGUGCUUUGGCCAGCGCUGGCGAUUACAUUCAUGGAACGUUCUUCAAUACCGGUAACGAAACUUCGGUCCAGCUUUCUGGCACGUUUGCUUUUGUGGAUGCAGCGACAAAAACCCAUCGUGCCACUAAAGCUUGCUUCCACGAUGAUCCAUCCUUACCGUGGUAUCACCAAUCAUUCCCAUGGUGGAUGGUGUUUUUUUUGGUGCCGAUAUAUUCAACAUGCUCGUCUCUCUCAAACCUGCAGUCUGUCCGCAGCUGGUCAUUUCCCGUUAUGGUCCUCUUUUCUUGCAUCACAUACGCAGCAAACAAAUUGGCAGCGCGGUUCAUCUCAAACGCCAGUGACGUCGGUUCAGCUGUCGGAGCCUUCGUGAUCAGUUUGCUCGGAAAUGUCUAUUCUCGGGUCUUUGGUGGCACAGCUUUCACCUCCAUGGUGACAGGAGUCAUGUUUCUCGUUCCUUCCGCACUAUCACAAGCAGGUGGCCUGACACAAGCUUCCAACGCCGACCAACAAUAUUCCAGCAGCCUGACACUUGGCAUUCGAAUGGUUCGGGUAGCUGUUGGUGUCACUGUCGGUCUCUUCGUCGCCCAAACGUUGAUAUACGCAACUGGGAAUCGCAAGCAAGGUGCACAUUUUGCUUUCUAG
Heterobasidion irregulare TC 32-1 is the source of this 1612-nucleotide messenger RNA. RefSeq lists its product as uncharacterized. The transcript is spliced from 7 exons. Bases 77 to 1612 code for a protein of 511 amino acids. Gene Ontology annotation, molecular function: transmembrane transporter activity. Gene Ontology annotation, biological process: transmembrane transport. NCBI's taxonomy places the organism in Eukaryota, Fungi, Basidiomycota, Agaricomycetes, Russulales, Bondarzewiaceae. The record is from RefSeq and is a predicted model, not a curated record.